Ornithodoros turicata is the source of this 1248-nucleotide messenger RNA. RefSeq names its product alpha-ketoglutarate-dependent dioxygenase alkB homolog 4-like. Gene Ontology annotation, molecular function: oxidoreductase activity; demethylase activity. The record is from RefSeq and is a predicted model, not a curated record. The transcript has a single exon. Lineage: Eukaryota; Metazoa; Arthropoda; Arachnida; Ixodida; Argasidae. Gene Ontology annotation, biological process: demethylation. Bases 33 to 980 code for a protein of 315 amino acids.
CCAUCUUGCACAAUCUCUUGAGCAGAAGUGUUAUGGAGGCGAAAUGUGCCUGCAAAGGCGUGAGAACCUGUCUCUUUUGUGAAAACUUCAGGGCACCUAGCAAACACGCGAUUUCAAAAUCUAAAGUACGACAUCCUUUUGUAUUUUGCCCUCUAUGUGAACUCUGUUGGCCAGGAUGGAGAGAGAACCCGACCACCGGGCUCGAUGGAGUACCACUGCGAGUGCCGGGGAUCGCGGUGUACGAAGAUUUCCUCACACCCGAAGAAGAAAAGGACCUCGUAGAAGACAUCGACCGUGGAACCUGGGUCAUGUCUCAGUCUGGAAGACGCAAGCAAGACUACGGGCCCAAAGUGAAUUUUAAAAAGAAGAAGGUGAAAGCAGAUGGCUUCAAAGGAUUGCCCAGAUACUUCACCCAUUUGGAAGACAAGAUGCUUCAAACACGCUGCAUAUCAGACUUUAGAGCUGUUGAAUUGUGCAAUUUAGACUACGAGCCCGAUAGAGGAUCGUGUAUUGACCCACACUACGAUGACUGGUGGCUGUGGGGAUCCAGAUUAGUGACCUUCAACUUGCUUUCAGACACGGUGCUCACAUUGUCGAAGUCUGAAGAACAUUGGAAGCUGGCGAAUGAAAAUUUGAUUGUUGAAAGUGAUACGAUAUUUAAUGAUGCAGAGCAAGAAGUUUGCGAACGUACCGCUCAUUCCGCGAACUGUGAUCAGUGGAGUAAGGAAUACAAAGAUAGGGUUUCAGUCACAAAUCCACCGCGGUUAUCGGUGGUACAGAUUGUCUUGCCGCGCAGAUCCAUGCUUGUCUUGUGGGAUGAUGCAAGAUACAAAUGGCAUCACUCGAUUUUACGGGAAGAUGUGGAAAAGAGGCGAAUGGCGCUCACAGUGAGAGAACUUUCUGAAGAGUUUUUAGAGGAUGGGGCAUCGUACGGGGACGUGGGGGCAGAGUUACUGAGCAUCGCCAAGAUGCGCGUGUGACGUGCAUUAUUUAGGGCAAGGACACAGGGAAGAUUUUGUGGAAAAGUUAGGUCGUGCGUGUUUCAAGGCUGAUUUCUCCUCUGUUUGGCCUCCUAACUCAUCUUGUUUUUUGUCCUUGAUACAAGUCAGUUAGUCUUCAGUUCUUCUGUCGAUAGAAUUUGUACUGAUCUGGACGUUAACUACGGUCAUUCGACAAGUGUUUUAUUACAGCACAUUUCGUGAAUUGUUAUAACCAGUGUGAUAUUCAAGAAAAAUUCUUCCACUUGUG